CGCGAGUUAAAAGUGGCAUAAAAGCAGAAGGUUUGGGGACCUUUUAGGGGGCUUGCAACGGUCCAUUGUUUGCAUUGCAAAUGCUUUACAAAUGCGAGCCCAGAAGCAGGAGGGCAUUACAAGAUAUGCCUACUAGUAAGGCGGAUGCGAAAGCCAAGUACCGGUCACUUUAACAAGACCUCGGCGCCCAACUUUCAUCUUCUACUGUCCUCCUGCACUGAGACAAGAUACAUAUCAAACUACCACACACACAUGAUGCGACCCUGUCCGUGUUCUACAGAAGAAACCUUUAUGGAAAACGUCAAAGGCCCAGCAGCAGAGCAAAGCCAAAUGAGUUUGCAAAAAACAGCCGAUCGUUUGAUGCAAAUAGCCAAAGUUGUCCGUCGUGCCAAAGCGUGACGUAACCCGCGUGCAAUUCCCCCUUGACGUUGCUUGAAAUAUAAAAUGGCGAGGGCUUCUCUUUCCCCGCCCUUGAACUCACCACCACAAAGUACGGACCCGCCUUCAACAAUACCUUCAUCCAUCACACAGUGCAAACCAUGCCCAGUACUCGCUCCAAAACCACAACUGUAGUGGACAAUUAUCCAACACCACCUGCUCGCUGCAGUGGAGUCUUGUUACAUGUCACGUCCCUUCCAACAAAAUAUGGCAUCGGAGAUGUCGGACCGUCCGCACUCAACUUUCUGGAAUGGCUGCACAAGGCGGGUCAGACUGUGUGGCAGUUUUUGCCGCUGAACCCUCAUGGACACGCAGGGAGCCCAUAUGGAACGCCAAGUGCGAUGGCCGCGAAUCCGGCCAUUAUUGCUCUGGAUCCUCUCUUGGAAGUCGGACUACUCCAGCCAAACGAUAUCGAAGAGCUCCAAGGACUACCAGCAGAUCACGUCGAUUACGAUCGCGUCACACCGCUCAAACGCCGAGCACUGCGUCUGGCGAGGGACCGGUUCAGAGAGGGGACCAUAGCCAACCCCGUUCUGGCCGAGUGGGAAGAGCGUCUCAACAAGUUUGUGGUCGCACAUGGUUCGGCGUGGUUGGACGAUUAUGCCUUGUUCACAGCCAUCCGCGACAAGGAAGGUAAACCAUGGGUGGAAUGGCCUGUGGAUCUCCGGGAUCGCAAAUCAUCAGCACUGCACAAGGCGAGAAAAGAUUUGGAAGACGAUAUUGAUGAACACGUUUUCAACCAAUUCCUGUUCAACGAGCAGUGGACUCUUGUUCGCCGACGGGCCAAAGAGCUUGGUGUUCGGCUGGUGGGCGAUAUCCCGAUUUUUGUUGCGCACGACAGCGCGGACGUAUGGAGCCAUCGAAAGAUGUUCAAACUGGACAAGGAUGGGAAACAGAUUGUUCAAGCUGGUGUACCACCAGAUUACUUUAGCGCCACAGGUCAGCUUUGGGGAAACCCAGUCUAUGACUGGGAUGCAAUAGCAAAAGAUGGUUACAAAUGGUGGACGCAGCGCUUCCGUCGUACAUUGGAGUUGACCGAUGUGAUUCGCAUUGACCACUUUAGAGGCUUUCAGGCUGCCUGGGAAGUACCUGCUGAGGACAAAACAGCUCAAAACGGCAAAUGGGUCGAAGGACCGGGUGCAAAAGUUUUUCGGGCGGUAGAUAAAGCUCUUGGAACACACAUGCCUGUCAUUGCCGAAGAUUUAGGCUUGAUAACUAAAGAGGUUCAUGACCUGCGAGAUGAAUUGGGAUACCCUGGUAUGAAGGUGCUCCAGUUUGCAUGGGGAGGCGAUGGGCAAUACGAUCCGCGCAAUGAUCAUCUUCCUCACAAUUUGAAACAUCAUCGAUGUGUUUAUUAUACUGGGACCCACGACAAUAAUACUGUUCGUGGAUGGGCAGAAAGCGCCUCCCCUGCGGAGCGUAGAGCUGUUCGUCAAUAUCUUGGCCGGGCACCCCCCGGCGUAAGCAACGGAGGAGAGACUGGGGCAAAACGUAAAAGACUCGACGAUGAAGAUCAAAAAGAGGUUAAAAGCGAUGUCAGCAGUCAAGAAACCGCAUUAGAAAUCAUAGACAGCUCCUCCUACGACUUUAUCCGCCUCGCAUUAUCAUCUAUUGCGGAUAUGGCGAUAUUUCAGCUCCAAGAUGCACUGGAUCUCGGUGGUGACUGUAGAAUGAAUUUGCCUGCAACUGCUGAAGGAAAUUGGAAAUGGAGAGCGGGCAAUGAUCAGUUGACUGAGGAGAUUGCACAACGGCUGCGGGAGUUGACGCAAUUGUACGGAAGGGUUUAAGGAGAACUUGUAGAUAGUCGGAUUGAAACUCGAGUAUUAUAGAUUUUUCUGUAGAUAAAGGCAGUCAACCUCCCCUCAUCCUCGUACAUCAAAGUCUUUCCGCAUUUUUCACUUUGUAUUCUG
Spizellomyces punctatus DAOM BR117 is the source of this 2348-nucleotide messenger RNA. RefSeq names its product 4-alpha-glucanotransferase. Lineage: Eukaryota; Fungi; Chytridiomycota; Chytridiomycetes; Spizellomycetales; Spizellomycetaceae. The record is from RefSeq and is a predicted model, not a curated record. Gene Ontology annotation, molecular function: 4-alpha-glucanotransferase activity. Gene Ontology annotation, biological process: carbohydrate metabolic process. The transcript has 3 exons. The coding region runs from base 540 to 2225 and encodes 561 amino acids.